ACCCCGCCACAAAUUCGAAAUGGCAGCCCUCGAACCUAGAGGCGGCGCCUCAGGAAAACCUGGGCGUUUUCUCAUGGGCUUUUGUGGAAACUGCCUGGGCCGCGCAGAGGCCUCGCCGGACUACAAAUCCCAGGAUUCCAAGGGAGGGAAGCAAAGGCGGGUUUGUCAGCCGCCACCAAAGGCGAGAGACAUGGAGGAGGCGGACAAGACGCCGUCCCUUGGCAGAGGCGCCCUCCAGAAGGGGCCGCGGGGCUGGAGGAGGGGAGCCCGUCUUCUCAGGAAAGAGUCUUUGAGAAGACUUGCUAACAUGGGCAAGGGCGGUCUGAUUGGAGGAGCCCUAGGAAUAGGUCUCACCGCCUGUGCUAUCCCAGCCCUCCUUGGGGUCGUGGGCUUCACCAGUGGAGGCAUUGCAGCCGGAUCUUUUGCUGCGAAGAUGAUGUCAGCCUCAGCCGUUGCCGCCGGCGGAGGAGUGCCGGCUGGCAGCACCGUGGCAGUGCUCCAAUCUGUGGGUGCAGCCGGACUUGCUACAAGUACCAAAGCCGGCGUGACGGCUGUGACGGCCAGUGUCGGGGCAGGCAUUGGGGCUUCCAAGAAGCCCCUCGGCCCAUUGAUUCGGCUGUGGAAAGCCAAAUGGUAUCGAUAGAUAGGAUGCAAUAAAGAUUUCCUGAUUGGAACAGAAAACGCACAAAAACAAAGUGAUGUAUGUUGUCGCUCUUUCUACUGAGUGAACCUGUGAAGAGUAAAGGAAGCCGGGGACAUGUCUUGGCAUUUAUAAGUUUUAUAUGUUUUAAAGCAAAUAAAAUUUCAAGAACGGCG
Messenger RNA from Pogona vitticeps (central bearded dragon), 816 nucleotides. RefSeq lists its product as uncharacterized. Gene Ontology annotation, biological process: release of cytochrome c from mitochondria; intrinsic apoptotic signaling pathway. The record is from RefSeq and is a predicted model, not a curated record. Lineage: Eukaryota; Metazoa; Chordata; Lepidosauria; Squamata; Agamidae. Gene Ontology annotation, cellular component: mitochondrial membrane.